Odobenus rosmarus divergens (Pacific walrus) is the source of this 4704-nucleotide messenger RNA. RefSeq names its product WD repeat domain 17 (gene WDR17). The coding region runs from base 152 to 4120 and encodes 1322 amino acids. The record is from RefSeq and is a predicted model, not a curated record. Gene Ontology annotation, molecular function: protein binding. Lineage: Eukaryota; Metazoa; Chordata; Mammalia; Carnivora; Odobenidae. The transcript has 31 exons.
CGGGGAGCGCGCGGGCCGUGCUCGCGCCGCCGCCGCCGCCGCGCCCGCUUCAGCACCUUCCGCUGUCCGCUGGUGCGGUCGCCGCCUCCUCCAGGUGCUGACUGUUCUGAUGCCGAAUUUCCAAUUGCCUUGAUUAAAGUAGAAACAUUCUAUGGCUUGGAUGACUUACAUUUCAAAUUGGUUUGAGCAAGAUGAUUGGUAUGAAGGACUACAAAGAGCAAACAUGUCCCAGGUCAGGCAAGUGGGCUUGCUGGCUGCCGGAUGUCAGCCAUGGAACAAAGAUGUAUGUGCUGCCAGUGGAGACAGGUUUGCAUACUGUGCCACCCUGGCCAUCUAUAUUUACCAGUUGGAUCACCGUUAUAAUGAAUUCAAACUUCGUGCAAUUAUGUCUGAACAUAAAAAAACAAUCACAGCUAUCUCUUGGUGUCCACAUAACCCUGAUGUGUUUGCAAGUGGCAGUACCGAUAAUUUAGUGAUCAUUUGGAAUGUUGCAGAACAAAAAGUCAUUGCUAAGCUCGACAAUACAAAAGGGAUGCCUGCCUCUCUUAGCUGGUGCUGGAACGCAGGUGACGCCGUGGCAUUUGUUUCCCACAGAGGACCACUAUUCAUUUGGACCGUCUCAGGCCCAGAGAGUGGGGUGACUGUGCACAAGGAAGCACAUGGCUUCUUGUCUGAUAUCUGUAUAUUCAGAUGGCACACCCAGAAAAAGGGAAAAGUUGUAUUUGGUCAUAUUGAUGGAAGUCUGUCAAUUUUUCAGCCAGGUAAUAAAAGUCAGAAACAUGUUCUGAGACCUGAAUCUCUUGAAGGGACAGAUGAGGAAGAUCCAGUGACAGCCCUGGAAUGGGACCCACUGUCUACCGAUUAUCUCCUUGUGGCUAAUAUGCAUUUUGGAAUUCGCCUGCUAGAUUCGGAAUCACUUUAUUGCAUAACAACAUUUAAUUUUCCCAGUGCAGCAGCUUCUGUUCAGUGCUUGGCCUGGGUUCCCAGUGCUCCUGGGAUGUUUGUAACUGGGGAUUCUCAAGUGGGGGUUUUGCGCAUUUGGAAUGUUUCAAGAACAACACCUAUUGAUAAUUUUAAAUUAAAGAAAACAGGGUUUCACUGCUUACAUGUACUUAAUUCUCCUCCAAGAAAAAAGUUUUCAAGCCAGUCUCCAACUAAAAAUCAUUAUAUGUCCUCAACAAGUGAAGCAGGUUCACCCCCAACUUUGACACAGAAUCAGGCAUUUUCUCUUCCUCCCGGGCAUGCAGUGUGCUGCUUCUUGGAUGGUGGAGUUGGACUUUAUGACUUGGAAGCCAAGAAGUGGGAUUUUCUUAGGGACUUGGGACAUGUGGAAACGAUCUUUGACUGCAAAUUCAAACCUGAUGAUCCCAAUCUUUUAGCAACAGCUUCUUUUGAUGGCACUAUAAAAGUCUGGGACAUAAACACACUAACAGCUGUGUACACCUCACCGGGUAAUGAAGGGGUUAUUUACUCCCUAUCAUGGGCCCCAGGUGAUUUAAAUUGUAUUGCUGGAGCAACUUCCCGAAAUGGUGCUUUUAUUUGGGAUGUUAAAAAGGGCAAAAUGGUGCAACGAUUUAAUGAGCAUGGAAAAAAUGGAAUAUUCCGCGUUGCCUGGAGUCAUAAAGAUUCCAAAAGAAUAGCUACCUGCAGUGGUGAUGGUUUCUGUAUUAUUCGAACAAUUGAUGGUAAAGUGCUACACAAAUACAAACAUCCAGCUGCGGUGUUUGGUUGUGAUUGGAGCCAAAACAACAAAGACAUGAUAGCCACUGGCUGUGAAGAUAAAAAUGUUCGUGUCUAUUACGUGGCCACCAGCUCUGAUCAACCACUGAAAGUAUUUAGUGGACAUACUGCAAAAGUGUUCCAUGUUAAAUGGUCUCCUCUGAGCGAAGGAAUUCUUUGUAGUGGUUCUGAUGAUGGUUCUGUUCGAAUCUGGGAUUAUACUCAAGAUGCUUGCAUAAACAUUCUUAGUGGCCACACUGCCCCUGUGAGGGGAUUAAUGUGGAAUACUGAGAUUCCGUAUCUACUCAUAUCCGGCAGCUGGGACUACACUAUAAAAGUAUGGGACACGCGAGAAGGAACGUGUUUGGAUACUGUUUAUGACCACGGUGCAGAUGUAUACGGUUUGACAUGUCAUCCGAGCCGCCCCUUCACUAUGGCGUCUUGCUCCCGAGAUUCUACAGUGAGACUCUGGUCGUUAACACCUUUAAUCACUCCUCUACAAAUAAAUAUUCUGGCAGACAGAUCUUGGGAAGAAAUUAUUGGAAACACUGAUCAUGCUAUAGCACAAGGCACUCCUCCUCUAUUGUGUGGUAAAGUAUCAAGAGAUAUUAAACACGAAAUAGAGAAACUAACUGGUAAUCCUCGAGCAAAAAAACUAAGAUGGUUUUCAGAAUGUUUAUCCCCUCCAGGUGGCAGUGACAAUUUGUGGAACUUAGUUGCUGUGAUCAGAGGGCAGGACGACAGCUUGCUUCCUCAGAACUACUGUAAAGGAAUAAUGCAUUUGAAGCAUCUGAUUAAAUUUAGAACAUCUGAAGCCCAAGAAUUGACGACAGUCAAGAUGUCUAAAUUUGGUGGUGGUAUCGGUGUCCCCACUAAGGAGGAAAGGCUGAAGGAAGCUGCUGAUAUACAUUUGAGAUUAGGACAAAUUCAGAGAUACUGUGAACUGAUGGUUGAACUUGGAGAGUGGGACAAAGCCUUGUCAGUUGCACCAGGGGUGUCUGUGAAAUACUGGAAGAAGUUGAUGCAGAGGAGAGCAGAUCAAUUAAUCCAGGAAGAUAAGGAUGAUGUCGUUCCAUACUGCAUUGCCAUUGGUGAUGUGAAAAAAUUAGCCAACUUUUUUAUGUCGAGAGGUCAGCUUAAAGAAGCUCUGCUUGUUGCACAGGCUGCUUGUGAGGGAAACAUACAGACCUUACAUGUUUCUACACCGAAAGGAUCUUCAUAUUCUGAUGAUAUCUACCAGGAAGACUUUAAUGAACUCCUGCACAAAGUCAGUGAAGAACUGGCUGAGUGGUAUUUUCAGGACGGUCGUGCUGUGCUCGCGGCGUGUUGCCAGCUAGCUGUGGAUAACACUGAGCUUGCUAUGGCGUACCUGAUUCGCGGGAAUGAGCUAGAGUUGGCCGUGUGUGUGGGCACAGUGCUGGGGGACGCUGCAGCACCCGCGACCCACUAUGCCCUGGAAUUGUUGGCAAGAAAAUGCAUGAUGACUCCAACAUGCUUUCCAUCUGUUGGAUACAGUUUCCCCUUUUGUUAUGUGCAUAGGAACCUGGCAGCUGAUCUUCUCCUGAUGAUUCCUGAUAAUGAACUGCAGUUAGUUAAACUCUGUGCUUUCUACCCAGGGUGUACUGAAGAGAUAAAUGAUCUUCAUGAAAAGUGCAAGCUACCCACGGUAGAGGAAUGUAUGCAGUUAGCAGAGACAGCCCAGGCAGAUGGUAAUAUAUUUGAAACUGUGAAGUAUUAUUUGUUAAGUCAGGAACCUGAAAAAGCCCUUCCUAUUGGUAUUGAUUACAUCAAAGAAUACAUCACUAGUUCAAAUUGGACAUUGGAUACCAUUUAUCCUGUUCUUGACCUGUUGAGUUAUAUUCGUACUGAAAUAUUAGUCUUGCAUACAUGUACUAAAGCUCGAAAUGAAUUGCUCAUAUUAUGUGGUUAUAUUGGUGCAUUAUUGGCUAUCAGAAGACAGUACCAAAGCAUUGUUCCAGCACUUUAUGAGUACACAAGCCAGCUAUUAAAACAUCGGGUGGUGUCAGUGCCUUUAAAAAUUGAGCACCUUUCUGAGGAGUUGGAUGCGUGGAGAGCUUGCACGCAAUCCGUCAGCCGAUCAUCAGAAGAGUCUGCAUAUACGCCCCCUUCUGAUUCACAAAAGAUGGUUUAUGCAACUUUACUAAAGAGACUACAGCAAGAACCACUCGGAGGAAUUGUUGGACCAGAUUACGUGACUGGAUCAAACCUGCCCAGUCAUUCUGACAUCCACAUCUCUUGUCUUACGGGAUUAAAAAUCCAGGGCCCUGUAUUUUUCCUUGAAGAUGGGAAAUCCACUAUCUCAUUGAAUGACGCUUUGAUGUGGGCAAAGGUGAACCCAUUCUCACCUUUAGGGACUGGAAUACGACUCAACCCAUUUUGACAGAAAGUUUUUCUCCUUGUUUAAUUGUUUUUUUUAAAGACCUUUUGUGGGUUAGUAUUACCUUAGCCUUUGUUGUCCAAGAGCCAAAGGUUGAAGGAAGCUGGGGAGGUGGGGAAUAAGGGUUGACUCUAUAAAUUAUCUUCAAAAAAUAAAAUAUUUAUAUAAUUUCAAGGAAAAAUAGAUGUGUCCUUUAUAAAAUAGAAUAGCCAUAUUUGGGAGAAAGAUAAUAUUUAAGUUAUAAAAGACUGAAAAAUCUAAAAGAGCAUAUAUAAGUUUCACAAAGGUACCAGAAUUUCAUAAAAGGUACCAAAAUAUUAUAUUGUUGAAACAUUGAAACAUAUAAAAUAAUGCAAUACCUACAAUAGUGCUUGACAUAGAGUAAGUACUUAAUAAAUAUUGGAAUGACCAAGUGUCUUGAGAUAUCAAAAUAUAGGGUAUGUGUAACUGAUCUUCAAGUUAACAAACACCCAUACUGUCCUCUAUAAAAUAUAUCGUAAACCAGUAGUUUCAGUUCAUAUUUAAUAAAAGUUUCCAGUUAUGAGUUUGAUAUGUAUCAAUAAAUGGAUACAUAGUCAAAAUACUUU